Falco peregrinus (peregrine falcon) is the source of this 9703-nucleotide messenger RNA. RefSeq names its product RANBP2 like and GRIP domain containing 4 (gene RGPD4). Lineage: Eukaryota; Metazoa; Chordata; Aves; Falconiformes; Falconidae. The transcript has 30 exons. Gene Ontology annotation, cellular component: nuclear pore; cytoplasm. The record is from RefSeq and is a predicted model, not a curated record. Gene Ontology annotation, biological process: protein peptidyl-prolyl isomerization; protein folding; NLS-bearing protein import into nucleus. The coding region runs from base 231 to 9440 and encodes 3069 amino acids. Gene Ontology annotation, molecular function: protein binding; GTPase activator activity; peptidyl-prolyl cis-trans isomerase activity.
CUGGGAGGCGGCCGGGCCUGGUAGGAGGGUGCGGGGCGGCUCUUGCGCACUCGCCCGAGCAGGGCGCUCUGUACGGUUGCGCGGGAACUUGCGUAAGGCGCGGCGGCUGCCGCGUCCCUUCGUCGCUUCCUCCUUCCUUUCCUCCUUCCCCUCUGAAGGCGCCGCGCGAAGGCCGGCUGGGAAGGCUUUCCGCCUGAAGGAAGGCCGGGCGCGGCCCCCGCCGCGGCGCCAUGAUGAGGCGCACGAAGCCUGAAGUGGAGCGGUACGUCGCCUCCGUGCAGGCCGCCGCGCCUUCCCCCCGAGAGAAAUCAAUUAAAGGAUUCCUCUUUGCUAAGCUGUACUUUGAAAUAAAAGAAUAUGAGCUUGCUAAAAGGUAUAUAUCUACAUACCUCAGUGUACAAGAGAGAGAUCCCAAAGCACACAGAUUUCUUGGACAGAUUUACGAAGCUGAGGAUAACAUAGAAAAAGCUUUUGGGUGUUACAAGCGUUCUGUGGAGUUGAACCCAACACAGAAAGAUCUUGUAUUGAAGAUUGCGGAGUUACUAUGCAGUAAUGACAUUACUGAUGGAAGAGCGAAAUACUGGGUUGAGAGAGCAGCUAAACUCUUCCCUGGGAGUCCCGCUGUUUACAGGUUGAAGGAGCAGUUAUUGGACUGCAAAGGUGAAGAUGGAUGGAAUCAGCUUUUUGACUUGAUUCAAGCAGAACUUUAUGCAAGACCAGAUGAUGUCUACAUAAACAUCAGACUAGUUGCACUUUACCGUUCAAAUAAUAGAUUAAGAGAUGCUGUGCUCCAUUGUCAGGAGGCAGAGAAGAAAAUACCUUUGCAGUCAAGCUUGGAAUGGUGUUCCUGUGUUGUAGAGACAUUUGAGGAAUAUCUGGAAUCUUUACAAGACUUGGAGUCUGAUAAAAAUAAUUGGAGAACUAUCAAGAAAGAUCAUCUGCUGGCCUAUUCCAGCUUUGUCAAAAUGACGCUUUCUUCUAGAGAUGUUCAGGAAUGCAGAGAGGCACUUGAAAGUUUUGAUCGUGCGCUUCAGUCAGUGAAACCAUAUGUGAAUUUGGCUGAUGAGUUGUCUCGUACCUAUGUGGAAAUGAAAGGACAGCUAUACAUGCAUGCUGGAACUUUGCUACUGAAAAUGGCCCAACACAAUGAGGCACAGUGGAAAGUUGUGUGUGAACUAGCAGCAUUGUGUUAUCUUAUAAGUUUCCAGGUUCCUAAACCAAAGUCAAAACUAAUAAAGGGGGAUCAAACUGGACAAGAUGUGCUAGAAAUGUUGGCCUGUGAUCGAAAAAGCCAGUCUGGUCAUAUGCUCCUGAACUUAAGCCAUGGCAAGCAGGACUUUUUUAAAGAGAUUGUGGAAUCAUUUGCAAACAAGAGUGGUUCAUUUACGUUGUUUGAUAGCCUGUUUGAGAGUGGAGCUUCUAGAGAGAGAUCUUUUAUCGGCACAGAUGAUAUUGGAAAUGUCAGUGUACAAGCACCAGUGCAAACGGAACUUAAUAAAUACGAUAUUGGUGCUGUUCGAAUGCACAAUGGCAGUCUUCAGCACCUUGUGUGGCUUGGCUUGCAGUGGAACUCUAUGUCAGUCUUACCACCAAUGCGCAAAUGGUUAAAACAGCUUUUUCACUUGCCCCAAGAAACAUCAAGACUUGAGACAGAUGCUCCCGAAUCCAUUUGCCUGUUGGACCUUGAAGUAUUCCUACUUGGUGUGGUAUUCACUAGCAACUUACAAUUGCAAGAGAAGUUCAAUUCUCACUCUGGUGCACAUCAGCCUCAAUUUUUACCAUUGCCAGUGUGCAAACAGCUCUAUACCGAAAAGCAAAGAUCCUGGUGGGAUGCUGUUCGUACUCUUAUUCAGAGAAAAGCAAUACCGGGAACAGCAGCAAAACUGAGACUUAUUGUACAGCAUGGAAUAAGUACUCUGCGAACACUGGAGAAGCAUGGCCUUCAACCUGCCUUAAUUAUACACUGGGCAAAAAGCCUGCAAAAAACAGGCAUUAGCCUUAACUCUUUCUAUGACCAGAAGGAAUACAUUGGACGAAGUGUUUACUACUGGAAGAAAGUUUUGCCUGUGCUGGAAACUAUCAAAAAGAAGAGGAGUAUUCCUGAACCUAUUGAUCCUCUCUUCAAACACUUCCAUAGUGUAGACAUUCAGGCCUUUCAGGUUGCAGCAUAUGAAGAAGAGGCACAUAUAGCAUUUGCAAUGUUGGAUGCAGUUGAUGGCAAAACUGAUGAUGCUUUAUUAGCAUUUGAAGCUAUUAAGAAUGUGGUUUCAUACUGGAAUCUUGCUGUGAUCUUCCAAAGAAAGGCAGAAGAGAUUGAAAAUGAUGCCAUGCUGCCAGAAGAGCAAGAAGAACACAAAACCUAUCUUCUUAAAAGCAAGCAUUAUCUAAUGAAGAUCAUUGAGGAAGGCUCCUCAGACACCUCAGUAACUGAGAAACUGCCAGUGUCUAUUGAAACUGUAAGGGAAAUGCUAGAUACAGUGAUCCAGGAACUUGGUGAGAAUGGUGAAGAUGGAAGUCCUGCCUUCAGAAAUGGUGUGUCUGUAGAUUCAGAGAUGAAACAUUCCGCUCCAUCACCAACUAAGUUCUCUCUUUCACCAUCUAAGAACUACAAGUUUUCUCCUAAAACUCCUCAGUGGGCAGAAGAUCACAGGUCUAUACUUCAAAUGAUCUGUCAGCAAGUGGAAGCUUUAAAGAAUGAAAUGCAAGAAAUGAAACUUAAUAAUUCCAACUUAAAUGUGUCAUCUCAUCGGUGGCCUGCUGAAAGUUACGGAACAGAUACAAUGUCAGAGGGAUAUCAGAGAGCACAGAAUCUUCAUGAAGCUCCAUUAACAGUUGCUACCACUGGCCCGUCUGUUUACUACAGCCAGUCGCCUGCCUAUAACUCUCAGUAUCUUCUCAGAACUACUGCAACCAAUGUAACGCCAACAAAGGCUCCUGUUUAUGGCGUGAACAGACUUGCACCUCAGCAACAUAUAUAUGCUUAUCAACAACCAAUGCAUACACCACCUCUGCAAAACACUUCUGCUUGUAUGUUUUCCCAAGAAAUAUAUGGCACACCUCUGCGUUUUGAUUCUCCUGCUACUGGACUCAUUUCUCCGCGUGGGGGUGAUGAUUAUUACAACUACAGCGUUCCACAGGCAAGCACAAAUCCACCAUUACCUGAACCAGGCUAUUUCACAAAGCCUUCAGUUGCUCCACCAACUUUAAAGCCUGCAGAAUCAAAGGUGAUAGAAUUUUCAAAAUCUAAAUUCAGCCAGCCAGGAACAGCAGAAGGAUCAAAAACAUCCCUGCCAACACCAGCACAGUCAAGCCAGUCAACAACUUUUAAAUUCAAUACUAACUUCAAGUCUAAUGAUGGAGACUUCACCUUUUCUUCUCUUCAAGUUGCAAUGCAGCCUCCUAAUGCAGGUUUUAAUAGUAGCGAAAGCCUCUUGGGUCUUCUGACAUCUGAUAAUAAAUCUUUACAGGAUGAUAGAUACAUUGAACAAAAACCAAUUAACGAUCACACAGGCAGUCAAAGAAAUAUCUUCAGUUUUGGCAAUAAACAUAUUUCAGGCAUCUCUUUUAAAGAAGGCAUGGGACAAAAUGCACACAAAAACCUGGCUUUUGAGAAGAGUGAUAUGUUUAGUGUCCAAGAACCAAGCAAGCUUGUAUUUGUGACUUCAAAUUCGGAUUUGGCCAAUAGAAGUCAUGAAACAGAGGGAGGAAGCACCCAUGGUGGAGAUGAGGAUGAUGAUGGUCCUCAUUUUGAUCCUGUGGUGCCACUCCCUGACAAGAUUGAAGUAAAGACAGGUGAGGAAGAUGAAGAGGAGUUCUUCUGCAACAGAGCUAAGCUUUUCCGUUUUGAUGCAGAAUCUAAAGAAUGGAAGGAAAGGGGUAUUGGAAAUGUAAAAAUACUGAAACAUAAAGUAUCUGGGAAAUUUCGUCUCUUAAUGAGACGGGACCAAGUGCUGAAGAUUUGUGCAAAUCACUACAUAAAUACAGAUAUGAAAUUAACUCCAAAUGCUGGAUCAGAUAAGUCAUUUGUGUGGCAUGCUUUAGAUUAUGCAGAUGAGUUGCCAAAACCAGAACAGCUUGCAAUUAGAUUUAAGACACCUGAGGAAGCAAUGCUUUUCAAAAAUAAGUUUGAGGAGUCACAGAGUAUUUUAAAAACCUUGGGAUCAAAUGUUGACACAUCUGUGACUCAGAACAGUGGGACUGCAAGAGAAACAACAAAUCAGGACAUCAAGGAGCCUAGCAAAUCUGUUUCUGGGACCCUGAGCUUUGGCUUUCAGUUCCCGAAAGAUGGGGUGAGCAGUGAAUCUGAUGGCAAAGGCAACCUUACAGCUACAUCAACUGCAUCUGGCCCUACUACUUUUUCAUUUGGAAAGGAAGCCCCACAAACCUAUUCUUCUGGUGGUUUUGCACAACAUCUCUUGAAGAAAGAUCAAUGGGAGUGUAAAGUAUGUUUAGUUCCAAAUGAAGCUACUGCAAAGAAUUGUGUAUCAUGUCAAAGUCCAAAUUCAGAUAAGUGGGAAACACAUGGCACCCCAUUACCUGACUCUGCUGCGAGUUUCAAAGCCAGUGGUAACACUGUGCAGGACAAAUUUGGAUCUGCUUUUGCUAAAAAGGAAGGUCAAUGGGACUGCAGCGUCUGUUCAGUGAGAAAUGAACCCACUGCCUCCAAGUGUAGUGCUUGCCAGAAUCCAAACAAAACUAGUACAGCGGUAUCUGGUCAACAAAGUUCCUCUAAAUUUGGCCAAGCAAUUGCUGCAAAGGCUAUUCAAAAUGACUUGGGAACUGCUUUUUCUAAAAAAGAAGGUCAGUGGGACUGCUCUGUAUGCCUAGUCCAGAAUGAAGCAAAGGAUGUCAACUGUCGUUCUUGUCAGAAUCCUAACUCUCAAAGUCAACCAAAUGUGCCUACAUCUACUGUUCAGGCAUCCCCUGCUCCCAGGUUUGGCUCCAUUGGUGAUGCAAGUAAGCCACAGAAAAAUGGAUUUGAAGGGCUUUUUGCUAAAAAGGAAGGGCAGUGGGAUUGUAAUACUUGUCUGAUGGGGAAUGAAGGUUCUUCGCCAGCCUGCAUAGCUCUCCAAACACCAAAUCCAGCUGGUAAGCCUGUGAGUGAUGCUGCAUCCGCUCCUACUUUUGGCUUCAAAAGUAAAUUAUCUGAACCUGCUGCAGGACAGUUGGGAACAGGCUUUAAGUGUAAUUUCUCAGAAAAGGGCUUUAAGUUUGGUCAUGAGCCAGGCAAGAUGCCAUCAUUUACAUUUCGCAUUCCUUCUGAUACUGAAGCUAAGUCUGCAAAGGAAGGAUUUAGCUUUCCAGUGCUUGCAAGCGGAUUUAAAUUUGGAAUACAGGAGUCUAGUAAAAAUACCACCAAGAAAGAUGAACCAUCCAAAGAAUGUACGACUGGCUUCUCAAAAAGUGUUGAUGAAAAAGACAAAAAGGAACCUCCUUCAGAUAGCAGAAUUACAUUCCAAUUUCAAGAAACAGCUAACAAGGAGAAAGGUGACUUUGUUUUUGGGCAAAACAGCAGCACUUUUACUUUUGCUGAGCUUGCAAAAAGUACUCCUGGGGAAGGCUUUCAAUUUGGUAAGAAAGAUCCUAACUUCAAAGGCUUUUCAGGUGCAGGUGAAAAGCUGUUCUCUUCACAGGAUUCUAAAACAGAUCACAAAGCAAACACAUCUGCUGACCUUGGUGAGAAGGAUGAUGAUGUAUAUAAGACAGAGGACAGUGAUGAUAUCCAUUUUGAACCUAUAGUUCAAAUGCCUGAAAAAGUAGAACCAUUUACAGGAGAGGAAGAUGAGAAAGUGCUAUACUCCCAAAGAGUAAAGUUGUUCAGGUUCGAUCCAGAAACAAGUCAGUGGAAAGAACGUGGGGUGGGCAACUUGAAGAUUCUUAAAAAUGAAGUUAACGGCAAAGUAAGAAUAUUAAUGCGGCGUGAGCAGGUACUGAAGGUCUGUGCAAACCACUGGAUAACAACAACAAUGAACUUGAAACAGCUGUCUGGCUCAGACAAGGCAUGGAUGUGGAUGGCCAAUGACUUCUCUGAUGGUGAUGCAAAGUUGGAACAUCUGGCAGCAAAAUUCAAGACACCAGAGCAGGCUGAGGAGUUCAAACAGAAGUUUGAAGAAUGUCAGAGACUACUACUAGAUAUACCACUGCAGACACCUCAUAAACUUGUUGAUACAGGUAGGACAGCUCAACUUAUACAGAAAGCAGAAGAAAUGAAGUGUGAUUUAAAAGAUCUCAAAACAUUUCUGACAGAUGACAAAACCAAACUGUCAGAAGAGGAACACGUAACCUCUGGUUGUGCCAGCAGUACUUCUGAUGUGGUUAUAAAGCCACAUGCUGAAAGUACUGGGCCUACUCUGGAAUGGGAUAACUAUGACUUGCGUGAAGAAGCGUUGGAUGAUAGUGUAAGUAGUUCUGUAUAUGCAUCUCCUCUUGCAAGUAGCCCUGUAAGGAAAAACCUUUUUAGAUUCGGAGAGUCUACAACAGGUUUUAGUUUCAGCUUUAAAUCUGCCUUGAGCCCAUCCAAAUCUCCUGCCAAACAGAACCAGAGUAGAACAUCAGUAGGCACAGAUGAAGAUUCUGAUGUGACUCAAGAAGAGGAGAGAGAUGGGCAGUACUUUGAACCUGUGGUACCUCUGCCUGAUCUCGUGGAAGUGACCAGUGGUGAGGAAAAUGAGCAAGUUGUCUUCAGUCACAGAGCUAAACUCUACAGAUAUGAUAAAGAUGCUAAUCAGUGGAAAGAGAGAGGUAUUGGGGAUAUCAAGAUAUUGCAGAACUAUGACAACAAACAAGUGCGCAUAGUAAUGAGAAGGGACCAGGUACUAAAACUCUGUGCCAAUCACAGAAUAACACCAGAUAUGAAUAUGCAACAAAUGAAAGGAUCUGAUAGAGCAUGGGUAUGGACUGCGUGUGACUUUGCAGAUGGGGAAAGGAAAGUAGAACUUCUAGCUGUGCGAUUCAAGCUGCAAGAUGUGGCAGACUCAUUUAAGCAAAUUUUUGAUGAAGCAAAGCAUGCCCAAGAGAGAGAGACACUGAUAACGCCUCUCUCUUCUCGUAACAACACGCCGAAGGAAUCUCCGUGUGGUAAAAAUGCUGUAGCCGUAUUAGAAGAAACUACCAGAGAAAGAACUGACCUCAGCCAUGGUGAUGAUACUUCUGAUUUAGCUGUAGAGGUUGCAGAGGUGUCAAACACUUCUGAAACGCCAACAAAAACAGUGGUUUCUCCUCCAAAGUUUGUAUUUGGAUCUGAAUCUGUCAAGAGCAUUUUCAGUAAUGAAAAGACAAAGACAUUCACGUUCGGAAAUACUUCAGCCACUGGUUCUCUGUUUGGCUUCAGCUUUAAUCCUCCCAGAAAGAGUGAAGACCAUAUUCCACCGUCUCGGAACACAGCACAGAAAGAACUGAUCUCUGAACCACCAAAAAGCUUUAGUGCUCCUCAGAUGCCUUUAGGCAGCAAGGUAAACAACUUGCCAACUUCAACACAAGGUGGACCCUGUAACUUCUCAUUUAGAAUUGUGGAAAAAGGAUUUAAUUUUAGCCUUUUUAAAUCUAAUCCAAUGGCCUUUUGGACAAGCACAUCUUCCUUGCAACCUGAUAGUAAAGCAGAGAAGACAACGAUGUCAAAAGACUAUCUUCCAUCUGAUGAGGUUAUAAUAGUUUACGAGUUAAUGCCUACCCCUGAACAGAAGGCUCUCGCUGGCUUUCUCAAGCUACCUUCAACAUUCUUCUGUUACAAGAAUAAGCCUGGAUAUGUGAGUGACGAGGAUGACGAUGAAGACUACGAAACAGCUGUUAAGAAACUUAAUGGGAAAUUGUAUCCCAGUGAUUCAGAAAAGAAAAAGAAAUUGCAAGAUCCUGUAAAAGUGGGCAUCACUGGAAAAAGUGAAGUCAACAGUGAAAGAGAAUGUGCUGCUACUGAGGAAAAGAAACCAACUCCUGAGGAGAAGGCUGAAACAGCAGCUCUCCAGGUUCCUUCUACAUCUGUCGGUGGUGUCAGCAGUGACACUAAGGAUAACAGUCCAGAAGACUUUCAGACAAAAGUUAAGAUUCAAGAAAGGAAAGAGAAUGACAGUACAAGCUCAACUGACUUAGUUUGUACCAGUAAGGAAGAAGUACCUUGCCCACCAACUGGUGAGGUGACAGUAUUUGUCCAGUCAGCUACCAACAAUGAAGAACCAGAUUCCACUAUGGAAACUGUGCAUGUAUCGCAAGCUUCAUCAGGAGCCGAUGACAAACCUGUAGACUUAUCAAGUAAAAAAAAUGAGUCGGACUGUUCAGAGUCAACACAAGAAAACAGAAUCAUCUCAUUUGGUUUCGGCAAUACUGCAGGCUUGUCGUUUGCAGAUCUGGCUUCCAAAAGCUCUGGAGACUUUGCUUUUGGCUCAAAAGAUGAAAACUUCAAAUGGGCAAAUACAGGAGCAGCUGUGUUUGGAGAGACAGCCCAUAAAGUAGAUGAAGAUGAAGGUGGUAGUGAUGAUGAGGUGGUACAUAGCGAUGAUAUCCACUUUGAGCCAAUUGUGUCCUUACCAGAGGUGGAGGUAAAAUCUGGAGAAGAAGAUGAAGAAAUUCUCUUCAAAGAGAGGGCAAAACUUUACAGAUGGGACAGAGAUGCUACUCAGUGGAAGGAGCGUGGUGUUGGAGAGAUAAAGAUCCUCUUCCAUACACAGAAGAAAUACUACAGAGUCCUAAUGAGAAGAGACCAAGUUCUUAAGGUCUGUGCAAACCACGUCAUCACCAAGGAAAUGAACUUAGUGCCCUCUGAUACAUCCAACAAUGCUUUAAUUUGGACAGCCACAGAUUAUGCUGAUGGUGAAGUAAAAGUAGAGCAGCUUGCAGUCAGAUUUAAAAGCCAAGAAAUGGCUAACUCUUUCAAGAGGAGGUUUGAAGAAUGCCAGCUAAGCUUGUCAGAGUUACAGAAGGGACACUUAUCUCUGGCAGCAGGACUGUCAAAGGACACCAACCCCAUUGUGUAUUUUGAAGUUUCUGCUGAUGAUGAACCUUUAGGACACAUAACCAUGGAACUAUUUUCAAAUAUUGUCCCUCGAACUGCUGAAAAUUUCAGGGCCCUGUGCACAGGAGAGAAAGGAUUUGGAUUCAAGAACUCCUGCUUUCACAGAAUAGUCACUGACUUUGUGUGUCAGGGAGGCGAUAUAACUAACCAUAAUGGAACAGGUGGACGGUCAAUUUAUGGAACAGCAUUUGAAGAUGAGAAUUUCGAAGUGAAACACACUGGUCCUGGAUUGUUGUCAAUGGCAAAUAAGGGCAGGGAUACAAAUAACUCUCAGUUCUUUAUAACACUUAAAAAAGCAGAACACUUGGACUUCAAGCAUGUGGUAUUUGGUUUUGUGAAAGAUGGAAUGGAUGUUGUGAGAAAGAUUGAAUCCUUUGGUUCUCCUAAAGGACUAGUGAGCGGAAGAGUUGUCAUUACAGACUGUGGGCAAAUAUAGAAUUUGGGUAUACAGAUGUUCUAGGAGUAUAAAUCAGUAUUUAGAUGUUAUUGACUAAUUAUUUCAACUUGUUAAAAUGGACAUUUCUGAUGUAUAAAUGUAAAAUUACAGCUUAAAGUUGGAUUUUUUAUGUGUUCUAAUUGAUUUUUUGCAUGAUAAAUAAGUUCAGACACUGGCAUAUUUCAGGUGUAUUUGUGUUAUCCUGACAUAUUUGUAUUAAAUGUCAAAUUUUAAAAAUUAAAUCUUAGUCUUGUUAAAAUAAA